Sander lucioperca (pikeperch) is the source of this 1828-nucleotide messenger RNA. Its product is annotated as receptor-interacting serine/threonine-protein kinase 3-like. The coding region runs from base 172 to 1782 and encodes 536 amino acids. The transcript is spliced from 12 exons. Gene Ontology annotation, molecular function: JUN kinase kinase kinase activity; protein binding; ATP binding. Gene Ontology annotation, biological process: protein phosphorylation. The record is from RefSeq and is a predicted model, not a curated record. Lineage: Eukaryota; Metazoa; Chordata; Actinopteri; Perciformes; Percidae.
GACUUGGACUGAAGUUAUAAGGGUGUGCCAUUGUCCUCGGAUCAGACCCACACAGACACCCGGACAGAAGAGGAAGAGAAGAGAAGAGCAGCUUUGUCUCUGCCAGUGUUUCUUCAACACACAAAGGUGGAAAGAGUCUGUAAGUUGACCUGAAGAGUUCAGCAGUGAACUAUGGCACAGUUUGGUGAAGACUCCAGCCAGUUUGUUGAAGACUCCAGCCUGAGGGACUGGAAGGUGAUUGGCUCUGGGAGUUUUGGACAAAUCUACAAAGCCAGGCAUCAUCAGUGGGGCGUUGACGUGGCCAUUAAACUGCUUCUUCAGGGCGAGGGGAAUGAGGAGUCUUUGAUGCAUGAGAUCAAGAUGAUGCGUCAAGCCACCAGCCAGCAUGUUAUGGCUGUCCGAGGGGUCUUCAAGGGUCGAACCCCGUCCUCUGGCAGGUCAACACAACUUGGUGUGGUAAUGGAGGUCAUGGAGAGAGGAUCAUUGGCCUCCCUACAGGAAGCAUUGAGGGGAACUCCACCCUGGCCCCUGGUCUUCAGACUGGCUCACCAAGUGGCUCUGGGUAUAAACUUCCUCCACAGUCUGCCCCGUCCCGUGCUCCACCAGGACCUGAAGCCCAAAAAUGUGCUGCUGGAUGACGCUCUCAAUGCCAAACUUACAGAUUUUGGCCUUGCCCGGAUUUCCUGCAGCGUCACACAUGUUCCCAAGGACGGUGAACCACUAGGAGGGACGAUCUAUUACAUGCCACCAGAGGCGUUAAAAAGCACAUCGUACAAACCUACCAGAGCCUUUGAUAUCUACAGUUAUGGGAUACUCCUUUGGUCCAUUGUCACAGGGAAACAACCAUAUGAAUAUGCAAAGCCCGAAAUAGUGAUGUUGCGCGUCCCGCUGGGAGACCGCCCACAGCUGGAUGAUAUCAAGGGCGAUGCUGCCGGGUUGACAGAGUUGACAGGACUGAUGAAGAGAUGCUGGGAUCAUAAACCUGAACGAAGGCCCAGAGCCCUUGAGUGUACAACUGAGACAGAAAAACUGUUCAAGAUGCACAAACAUGCAAUCAAUAAAGCUGUCUAUGAAGUUCUGAUGAAACUGGACCAAAAGGAAGAAGAAGGCAUGGAGGAGCAGGUUCAGAGGGAUCAAAUCACUGAGGCUCCAGUGGAGGGGAUCCAACAGCUCCUGAGAGGAUUGAAUCUGCUUGCUGGUCCACAACAGAGACUGGACCCUCUCAGGGUGCAGAGGUGUGAUCUGAUGAAAUAUUCCUGUGAACUCACACUGGACACAAACACAGUGAACAGAGAACUCAAACUGUCUGACAACAACAGGACAGUGACAUGGGUGAGAGAGGAUCAGCCAUAUCCUGAUCAUCCAGAGAGGUUUGACAGUCCGCAGCUGCUGUGUAGAGAUGGUCUGACUGGUCGCUGUUACUGGGAGGUUGAGAGGACAGGAGGAAAGGUUUCUAUAGCAGUGAGUUACAGAGGAAUCAGGAGGAGAGGAAGCAGUGCUGACUGUUGGUUUGGACGUAAUAAUCAGUCCUGGAGACUGUGGUGCUCUGAUGGUCGUUACGAUGUCUGGCACAAUAACAACAGAACAUCCCUCCCUCUCUCUUCCUCCUCUGUCUCUAGAAGAGUAGCAGUGUAUGUGGACUGUCCUGCUGGCUCUCUGUCCUUCUACUCAGUCUCCUCUGACUCACUGAUCCACCUCCACACCUUCAACACCACAUUCACUCAACCUCUUUAUCCUGGGUUUGCGUUUGGGUCAUAUGGUUCCUCAAUGUCUCUGGACUAGAUUUAUCAAGCGAUUUGCGCCUGUUUCCAGGCGUUAAUUGUUCACA